UGUUAGCAACAGAAAGAAAGGAAGACAGCAGGAGAAGGAAGAGACCACAACAACAAUGAAGUUCUGUGCCAGGCUAUUGUUUCUAAUGUAAGAACCAUGAAUCCACCUUGGUCUUGGGAUUCUUCUUGUAAAGAGCACCUGAAUAAACAACAAAGCCAGAAAGGUAAAAACAUCUGGCCCAGAUAAUUGGUACCAAGGGGGUGUCUUAGAAGCUAGUGCCUGGUGGACUGAGCAGUCUUGUCUGGCCACAUGUAGAUGGAAGAAGAAAAAUUAAUGAUUCCUUGGUUGCUCUCAACUCAGCAACUAUUGAGAACAUUAAAGAAAUGGAAGAAAAUGAUGGCAUCAAAGAAGAGAGUAACAGCGAUGUAAUACAACAUAAAGAAAAUGGAGACGCUGCCCCCGUAAUAGAACCAGGCGUUCCAAAGGUGCAACCUUCAUCUAAACAGUUUGUAGAUCAAGAUACACAGUCUGAUAGCAAAGUUAGCAUUUUCAGACGAAAAGAAUUCACAGACCAAAGUGAUCAAACACACACUCCUCCUGCCUAUGGAACUACUAGUAUAGACUCCUCCAGAAAACAAUCUAGAAAUAGUCAGCAUUUUGAAACUCAGGAACAACAAUUCCCAGGCCAGGAAUCCCGCCGCAAUAGUCAGAAGGUAGGCCACCAUAGCACUCACGUCUCAGACCAGGAAUCCUGGCAUAGUCAGCCACUCUCAGGCCAAGAAUCCCGUCGUGGCAGUCAAGUGCUACCUGGCCAGGAAUCCCGUCGCAGUAGUCAGCAUAGUCAGCAUCUCCCAUGUCAAGAAUCUCGGCGAAGCAGUCAUGCUAGCCAGAAGUCUUCUAGAACGCAACCUAUGAAUGAAGCAGAAACAAAGGAACAUCCAACUUGGGUCAGUCAAAGGACAGGGAAAGUGGUGAAAUGCGAAAGCCAGCAGACAAGUAGAGUUUGGGAGUUCAAGCCACUUGCCGAUAUUCUUCAACCUUAUAAUCAAGUAGUUCAUAAAAGCAGAAGCAUAAAGAAAUCAGCUGCUCACAUUUCUUCUCAGCUUGUAGGGCAAGAAGCAAAGAUCAGCAGCCAAGAACCAAGAAGUCAGGCUUCACAACAGGGUACCGAACAACCGAAAGAGGUCGUGUCUUGGAUUAGCAAAAAAGGAAAGUUAGUAAAAUGCACAAGUCAACAGACAAGCAGAAUCUGGGAACAUAAACCCCUUGCAGAAAUCCUUUCUAAACAACAGGCACAGAGCAUCAGAGAUUCUAAAGAAAAAGUGAUCACAGGAGAGACGGUUCUUCCCAAGGGGCCAGAAAAAGAACUGGCAGAAAUAGCUAAGACACAGCUUAUCAGGCAGGAAAGCCAAAAAUCCCAGCAAGGCAGUCAGGAAUUAAAAGGAAAGGAAUCCCAAGAUGACAGACAAGUAAAAGAUUUGAUAGCUGCAGCUGGAAAAGUGGCAGAUAUAACACUACAGACUGACAGCAGUGUGAGCAUUUUCAGACGUAAAGAACUGAUGGAUCAAAAUGAACAAACAGGUCUCUCUUCUGGCAGUUCAACAAGCAGCAGAGGAUCUAUGCAAAAGUUUCUACAGGAAAGACCACAACAAAAAUCCCAGUUCGAAACUCAAAGGGAAGGACAGGAAUCAAGACGUGGCAGUCAAGAUAUGAAAAGUAAGCAGUCACUGCAUGUCAGACAAGAAUCCAAAGUUCAGGAAUCCAAACAUGAAAAGGGAGAACCAGAAGGUCUAGGAUUGGUGGAUGACAGUAAAAAAACAGAUGCUAAAGUUCAGGAACCUUCAGCAGUAUCUGGCAUUGUUUCUGAUGAGAAAAUUGUCCGGAUGACUGGAAAAAGUGGAGCACAACUUAAAUGUUCAGGUCAGCAAACAAGUGAGAGUCUGUUCAAAGACUAUCUAAUAGAAUUAUAUGGUUCAGUUCCUAAACAGAAAAAAAGUCAGACCCCAGAGAGAAAUGAGUUUCUGAGGGAAGGUCAAGAAUCAAAAGUAACAGCAGAAGUACAGCAGCACAUUGUGCAGGAAUCUAAAAAGAGCAUCCAAGAACCAGUCUUGCCAGGAUCCAGAAAAGCCAGCCAACAGCUGGAAGCUCGAGGUUCUAGAAAGAGUCUCCAAGAAUCAGAGGUACGAGGGUCCAGAAAAGCAAGCCAAGAGCUAGAAGCCCGAGAAUCUAGAAAAAGUAUCCAGGAGCCAGAGAUUCCAGGGUCUAGGAAAGUCAGCCAAAAGCUGGAAGCCCGAGAGCCUCGAAAGAGUCUCCAAGAGCCAGAGGUUCCAGGGUCCAGAAAAGCCAGCCAACAGCUGGAAGCCCGAGAGUCUCGAAAGAGUCUCCAGGAGCCAGAGGUGACAGGAUCCAGAAAAGCCAGUCAACAGCUGGAAGCCCGAGAGUCUCGAAAGAGUCUUCAGGAGCCAGAAGUGCCAGGAUCUAGAAAAGUCAGCCAACAGCUGGAAGCCCGAGAGUCUCGAAAGAGUUUCCAGGAGGCAGUGGUGCCAGGGUCCAGAAAAGCCAGCCAACAGCUGGAAGCCCGAGAGUCCAGAAAGAGUCUCCAGGAGGCAGAGAUUCCAAGUUCCAGGAAAGCCAGCCAACAGCUGGAAGCCCGAGAGUCCAGAAAGAGUCUCCAGGAGGCAGAGGUUCCAGGUUCCAGAAAAGCCAGCCAACAGCUGGAAGCCCGAGAGUCCAGAAAGAGUCUCCAGGAGGCAGAGGUUCCAGGUUCCAGAAAAGCCAGCCAACAGCUGGAAGCCCGAGAGUCCAGAAAGAGUCUCCAGGAACCAGAGGUUCCAGGUUCCAGAAAAGCCAGCCAACAGCUGGAAGCCCGGAGUCCAGAAAGAGUCUCCAGAAGCAGAGGUUCCAGGUUCCAGAAAAGCCAGCCAACAGCUGGAAGCCCGAGAGUCCAGAAAGAGUCUCCAGGAACCAGAAGUUCCAGGUUCCAGAAAAGCCAGCCAACAGCUGGAAGCCCGAGAGUCCAGAAAGAGUCUCCAGGAGGCAGUGGUGCCAGGGUCCAGAAAAGCCAGCCAACAGCUGGAAGCCCGAGAGUCCAGAAAGAGUCUCCAGGAGGCAGAGAUUCCAAGUUCCAGAAAGCCAGCGAACAGCUGGAAGCCCGAGAGUCUCGAAAGAGUCUCCAGGAGGCAGAGGUGCCAGAGUCCAGAAAAGCCAGCCAACAGCUGGAAGCACAAGAGUCUCAAAAGAGUCUCCAAGAGCCAGAGGUUCCAGGUUCCAGAAAAGCCAGCCAACAACUAGAAGCCCGAGAGUCUAGAAAGAGUCUCCAAGAGGCCGAGGUGCCAGGGUCCAGAAAACCCAGCCAACAGCUGGAAGCCAAAGAAUCUAGAAAGAGUCUCCAGGAAGCAGAGGUGCCAGGGUCCAGAAAACCCAGCCAACAGCUGGAAGCCCUAGAGUCUCAAAAGAAUAUCCAGGAGCCCGAGGUUCCAGGAUCCAGAAAAGCUAGCCAGCAAUUGGAAGCCCAAGAGUCUAGAAAGAGUCUCCAAGAGCCAGAAGUUCCAGGAUUGGAAAAAUUAGCCAGCAGCUGGAAGCACAAGAGUCUCAAAAGAGUCUCCAAGAGCCAGAGGUUCCAGGUUCCAGAAAAGCCAGCCAACAACUAGAAGCCCGAGAGUCUAGAAAGAGUCUCCAAGAGCCAGAGGUUCCAGGUUCCAGAAAAGCAGCCAACAACUAGAAGCCCGAGAGUCUAGAAAGAGUCUCCAAGAGGUAGAGGUGCCAGGGUCCAGAAAAGCCAGCCAACAUCUGGAAGCCAAAGAAUCUAGAAAGAGUCUCCAAGAGGCAGAGGUCCCAGCUUCCAGAAAAGCCAGCCAACAGCUGGAAGCCCGAGAGUCUAGAAAGAGUCUCCAGGAGCCAGAGGUGCCAGGGUCCAGAAAAGCCAGCCAACAGCUAGAAGCCCAAGAGUCUAGAAAGAGUCUUCAGGAGCCAGAGAUUCCAGUUUCUAGAAAAGCUAGUCUACAGCUGGAAGCACAAGAGUCUCAAAAGAAUCUCCAAGAGCCAGAGGUUCCAGAAUCCAUAAAAGUUACACAGAAGCAAUCACAAGAGAGUAGACAACUGUAUAUGGCUGAAAUGACUGAACAAGUAGGUGCCUCUGAAAGCCAAGCAACUCUACAAAGAUCCACUGGUCCUUUAGACAGGGAGAACAAAGGUUUGCAGACAUGCAGCAUAAUUUCUAUAGAAGAUGGGAUGUGGCUGAACAGAAAAACAGGCAAGCUUUUAGUAAGUCACACUCAACAAACUGAAAUUGCCUCACGUCAGGCCCCUAAUAAAAGAGCAGCAGAGAGUGGAAACAUGGCAAGACCAUUUGGAUCUGGGAGCCCUGAAAUAGGGCCUCAGUUGGAAGAAUUAAAUCAGAUUGGUACUACAGAUGAGGAAAAGAUAGAUCAGGACCAGCAGCAGCUUAUUCGCAAAGAAUCCCCUCCUGGUAGCCAAGAAGUUUCUGGCCAGGACCAGCCUCCAUUGGGGAAAGAACUUGAACCUGUCAUCCAGCAAGGUUCAAAUCAAGAACUGCUCAGUGACACAGAGAACCCACAAAAUCUAGAGCAAACUGAGGGAGAAGAGCAUGAGUACACAGACGAUGUUGAACAAUUGCUAACUCAACACUUGAGUGAAGCAACACUAGAAAGUAUAGCAACUGCUGAAGGAGAUGAUAUAUCUGUACGGACAUAUAGUGCUGUUUCCGUAGAGGAAGGAUGCUGGAUCAAUAAAAGAACAGGCAGAAAAGUAGUGUCUCAGAAUCUGCAAACAGAAGAAUCUUCAUUUCAGAAACGUGAAAACACAGAGGAACCCCAGAACAGUGACAAACCACCAGAAGAAGACAUGACUGAAAUAACUGAGCCAAGUGGAUAAAACAUGACAGGCAGCAUGAGGAGAUGAAGGAAUGAAGAAUGACCAUGAUCCCUACGGCCACUAUACCCACCUAUGUAGAAAUCCUUCAAGGAUGCUGGAGAAGAUGAGAGGGGGGAAAAGCAGCUACUGAUAUGGAAAAGAGUCCCAUUUACAAUGAAU
Molecule: messenger RNA, 4992 nt
Organism: Pantherophis guttatus
Lineage: Eukaryota; Metazoa; Chordata; Lepidosauria; Squamata; Colubridae
Source: RefSeq, a predicted model, not a curated record